AUGUCUGUCAAACACUACUUUCCUUCAACAAGUGCCAACUCAUUGGUUCCCAGAGGGCUGCGAGCUCUUGUAUCUGCAAAUGAUCAUCUAAGCUUGAACUAUGGUGAGCGAGUCGUUGCCAAUGCCUAUCAUGAUGAUUCAAAAGUGAGUAUCAUCAGUGGUGGAGGAUCAGGGCACGAACCAGCAUGGAGUGGCUAUGUCGGCGACGGUUUAAUCUCAGCUGUUGCAUGUGGUGAUAUUUUUGCAUCACCAAGUGCGAAGCAGAUUCUUACUGCUAUUCGAAUGGCACCCUCCAAAAAGGGUGUUAUUCUCUUGAUCACCAACUAUACCGGUGAUCGUCUUCACUUUGGCCUUGCGGCCGAAAGGGCCAAAGCCGAAGGCCUGGUUGAAAACAUUGCCAUCUUACAUGCGACUGAUGACGUUUCAAUUGGAAGAAGCAAGAAUAGCCACAUGGGAAGGAGAGGCCUCCCUGGCCAUGUCUUCACAAUGAAGAUAAUCGGUGCUGCCGCUGCGGAAGGCUACUCCUUUGAGCAAUGCCUUGCGCUUGGACAAGCCGUCAAUGGUCACACGGUCACAAUUGCCUCGGCGCUCGACCACUGCCAUGUUCCAGGUAGACAUCAACAGUCGACCGUACCAGACGAUGUGGUCGUUGUUGGUGCCGGAAUUCACAACGAGCCUGGACAACUUCACAUUUCUCCCGCCCCGUCAGUUGAAGAGAUCAUCGAGCGGUGCCUCAAGCUUCUGUGUGAUGAGACCGACACAGAAAGAGCAUUCGCCAAGUUUGAGACGAAUGAUGAAGUCGGGCUGUUGAUCAACAACUAUGGCGGUCUUUCCGUUCUUGAACUAUCUGCCCUGGCCGAUGAAAUCCAAAUCCAGUUGAACUCACGCUGGAAUAUGAAACCUUGCAGGGCCUUAUUUGGUGCAUUCGAGACGUCUCUCAACGCACCGGGCUUCUCGAUCUCCCUAUGCAAUCUUACUGCCGCAGCUCAGCAAUCGAGUGAAUCUGUCGCUACCUUGAUUCGCCAAUUUGAUAGCGCCACAACUGCCGUCUCUUGGCCCAAUACCACUCGCCCCUCUUCUUCUCAAAAGAAGAUUUCUCUCGAGGAUAUCGAUGCCCAAGAAAACGAACAAAAGGCAGCAUCUGACAGCAUUAACUUCGACUCUUCUCGACUAGAGAAGGGUUUAAGGGUUGCAUGCGAGAGAGCAAUUUCGGCCGAGCCAAAGUUGACGCAGUGGGACAUGGUCAUGGGCGAUGGUGACUGUGGUGAGGCCGUUCUAGGCCUGGCCGAAUCUAUCUUGCUCAGAGUUGAUAAAGGAUGCGCGCAAUCUGGCGAUGUACUGGAAGUCAUUCGCUCAAUUUUGCAAGACGUUGACGACAUGGGAGGAACCCUCGGUGCAAUUUUUGGAGUUCUUCUAUCAGCCCUAGCGACAGCUCUGAGGACCAAUCUGUCUCAGGGAAAGAUAAGCCCUUCGACAUCACAAUUCUAUGCCGCAGCCUUGGCAUCCGCGGUGACAGCUUUAAAGUCACACACUGGAGCACGGGAAGGAGAUAGAACUGUCAUGGAUGUUCUCCUACCCUUUGACGAAAAGUUCUCCGAGACCAAUGACUUUGUUGCUGCAGUUAAUUUAGCUUCAGAGAAGGCAGAGGCAACAAGAUAUCUCAAGGCCAAGUUUGGGCGAGCGACAUAUGUUGGAGAGGCAUCGAGCCAAGAACUGCCAGACCCGGGAGCUUGGGCAUUCUACGAGAUUGUUGCUGGAUUAGCGGAUGGACUUGGACUCGUUCCAAACUAA
Molecule: messenger RNA, 1791 nt
Organism: Penicillium cosmopolitanum
Lineage: Eukaryota; Fungi; Ascomycota; Eurotiomycetes; Eurotiales; Aspergillaceae
Exons: 2
Coding region: 1-1791 (596 amino acids)
Biological process (GO): glycerol catabolic process
Cellular component (GO): cytosol
Molecular function (GO): glycerone kinase activity; ATP binding
Source: RefSeq, a predicted model, not a curated record